Messenger RNA from Mya arenaria, 2405 nucleotides. Its product is annotated as sperm-associated antigen 16 protein-like. NCBI's taxonomy places the organism in Eukaryota, Metazoa, Mollusca, Bivalvia, Myida, Myidae. The record is from RefSeq and is a predicted model, not a curated record. Gene Ontology annotation, biological process: axoneme assembly. The coding region runs from base 24 to 1880 and encodes 618 amino acids. The transcript has 15 exons. Gene Ontology annotation, cellular component: axonemal central apparatus. Gene Ontology annotation, molecular function: protein binding.
AUGGAAAUUGAACUGUCAACAAGAUGGCUGCCGAUCCAGAAAAUGAAAAAUACUAUCUUGAGCGUGAGCAGCUCACAGUCGACUCCGAUGAUGAGUUUGAGUAUGAAGAAGUUCCUGUUGAUGAGGACUUUGUUGCACCAGAGCUAGAAGAGGAUCUGGAAUUUGCUGUUCGAACAAUUCGGGAUGUCAAGGACGAUGAAUCAGCAACUGCACGGAAGGAGGCAUCACAAAAGGCUCAGGUGACAAAACAUCCAGAGGUGGUUGAUGACUUUGUACGGAACUUUCUCGUCCGAAUGGGCAUGGAGAGGACCCUGGAUUGCUUCCAGACAGAGUGGUAUGAGCUACAGCAGCGCGGCUACCUACAUGAGGAGGAUGUGGGCGUCGUUCCGGACAUCUACUCACGCAACCAGAACCUUGACAGUGAGAUCAAGUUCCUGAAGGGGGAGGUUGAGAAAUACAAGGAUGCUGCUCUUAAAGCAAAGGACCUAUAUGUGAAGCUGCGUAAAGAACGGGACUACCACCGGAUGCAUCAUAAACGUGUCGUCCAGGAAAAGAACAAGCUCAUCACCGACAUUAAGAGAUUAAAGCGCCACUACACCCAGUAUGAGCCGACCCUUCAGCAGCUGAAGAAGAAAUACGAGGUCGCAAUGAAGGAAAAGAUGCUGUCGAAACUGGAGCGGGACCGUGCCAUGGGGCAGGUCACUGGCCUGCAGAGCACACUGAAGAGUAUGGAGUCAUUUAAGGGUGGCAGCGCUAAACGAGCUGGUGAGGCCAGUAUGAUGGGUUCGUCCACGCGCAUCUGCCAGAAGGGCGGGGUUGCGGUAGAUGUUGAAGGGCGGGGACCAACUCAGAGACAGCUGCAGGUAGAGCGGACCAUGGACGUUCAGGAACUGCCAAAGGACUUCAAGAGACAUGCAAAUGACUCUGAGUUCCCACAUGAUAUGGGUGUAAACCCGUACCUCGGGAUGGCCAAGGUGCCGUCCGGUCACCUGGCGAGGUCUGGGGGAUUCCGAUUGUCCAAUACAUUCCAGGCACACUCGCACCCCAUUAGCGGAUUGGCAUUACACCCGCGCAAACAGAUCCUGGCCACGAGCAGCGAUGACAACACUUGGAAGAUGUGGGCGGUGCCAGGGGGUGACAUUAUAAUGACGGGGGAGGGGCAUACAGACUGGGUCUCAGAGUGUGACUUCCACCCUUCAGGCACAAAGUUAGCUACAUCUAGCGGUGAUACAACAGUAAAGAUCUGGGACUUCUCGAAGGCCGAGUGUGUGCACACUUUCACAGAUCACACACAUGCUGUUUGGUGUGUUAACUGGCACUCUUGCGGGGACUUCCUGGCCAGUAGCUCAAUGGACAACACGGCCAAGGUCUGGGACCUGAACAGCGUGCGGUGUCGCUACACGCUCCGUGGACACACUGACAGCGUCAACAGCAUCGAGUUCCUGCCCUUCUCGAACACCCUUCUCACAUGCUCUGCUGAUAAGACACUCUCGUUGUGGGAUGCAAGAACAGGCCUCUGUGCACAAAGCUUCUAUGGACACAUGCAUUCUGUCAACUUUGCUACAUUUAACUUGAGGGGCGACACUGUAGCUUCAUGCGACUCAUAUGGCACAGUAAAACUUUGGGACGUCCGCCAGGGGGCGCCAAUGGUCAGUGUGGACUGUGGCCCACACCCGGCGAACCGUGUGGCCUUUGAUCCCGCAGGGCAGGUGCUUUCAGUUGCCAGCAACGACAGCACCGUCAAGAUGUAUGAAGUGGCCAAUGGAAGGAUAAGUUCCCUUGUUGGACACGAGGAUGCUGUUCAAUGCCUGAUAUUUGACCGGUCCGGCGAGUACAUGGUGUCUGGGGGCAGUGACUGUACAAUCAGAAUCUGGUCAUAAAAAGACAGCGGACGAGCUUUCAACACGCUUCAAUAAACACUCAAUAGUGAUAUUGUCUUUAAAAUUUGUAGACAUCCAUUUUACUUACAAAAUAAAUUGGACAUUUAAUAAUUUUUGUUGUUAAAUUUUCUGUUUGAAUUUUGCUGUUCUGAAAUUUUUUGCUGCGAAAUGGUUUUCCUUUUGAAAUAUGCAACCAAAAAAUUCAACACAUGCUAAAUUUAUUUUUAAAAUGAUUUACUGUUAUGUGUUAAAUUGUGAUCUGUAUCAAUUAAAAUUUAGCACAUUGUCUAUGUCUGCUAAAAAAGUUUUUGGUUCAAAACUGCCAUGGAAAAAUCUGUUUGUAUUUUGUAUAUUUUAUGAUUUAGUCUGAAAUGUUCAUGCUCUGUUAAAGAGUGAUGCAAUUCUUUUGUACAUAUGGUUAUUUUAAAAUGUAUACAAAUUCUUUAUUGUCUGUGAUAAAAUUUAAACUUACGUUGAGGAAUUAGAUAAUUAUUUAAAGUAUUAAGAAUAAAAGAUAAAACAUCA